This is a messenger RNA of Nymphaea colorata (pocket water lily), 900 nucleotides long. RefSeq lists its product as uncharacterized. Lineage: Eukaryota; Viridiplantae; Streptophyta; Magnoliopsida; Nymphaeales; Nymphaeaceae. The record is from RefSeq and is a predicted model, not a curated record. The transcript is spliced from 3 exons. Bases 164 to 574 code for a protein of 136 amino acids.
GGUCAGGAUGGUGGCUCUCCUCGACAGAACUCAGGAGGAGGAGAGAGAAAAACCCUUUUUUUUCUUUCGGCUCCUUUUCUCUGCGUCCGUUCUUCUUCCUUUUUCAUUCCGUCCCUUCCCUUCCUUGCGCUGUGAUCUCUGAGUAGGAAUUAUUAACUCGCAAAUGGCUGAGGCAAAACCUGGUAUGAGAAAGCCUGUCUUCACCAAAGUUGAUCAGCUUAGGCCGGGGACCAGUGGCCAUACACUAACAGUGAAGGUUGUUGACUCCAAAAUGGUAUUGCAAAAGGGACGUCCUGAUGGACAGCAUGUUCGCCAGAUGCGUAUUGCUGAAUGCUUAGUGGGAGAUGAAACUGGAAUGAUUGUCUUUACGGCAAGGAAUGAGCAGGUGGAUCUGCUGAAACCCAAUACAACAGUAAUCCUGCGAAAUGCAAAAAUUGACAUGUUCAAGGGGUCAAUGAGGCUUGCUGUUGAUAAGUGGGGACGUGUUGAAGUCGCUGAUCCUGCUGAUUUCACAGUUAAAGUUGACAACAACCUGUCCCUGGUUGAGUAUGAGCUUGUUAAUGUGGAAGAGUGACCAGGGUCUGGCGGUCGCUGUUAGCUGAUGGAGGAAAAAAGCAAGAGGCCAAUAUGAUUUUGUGAUCUUUAAUGAUGGUAUGUUUCUCCUGGUUCGCUGGUCCAUCAAGGCGCCUUGGUAAGAAAAAUAUCUUUGGUAGGAAAAGAAAGUUAAAUUUACUGUCUUCAAAAGCUGCUGGAAUUGAGUGAUCCAUGUCCAUCAACAUCCGUGGUUUUGGAAUGCUUCUGGCUGGAUUUGCCAGAUGAACUCAACAGACACUCCACCCGUAUACAUCCAGUAGUAAACCUGAUAUAACUUGCAUAAUCUCAAGUUUUGUUAUUUAAUGA